AUGGCCCGCCUUACACGGUUGGCCGCCAUUGCGGCACUAACAUCCUCAGUUUACGGCCUCGAUUUAAAAGCUGACAGCUCCGAUUCUAUCAAAUCCGUGGCUUCCACAAUCGCCCAGCAAAUGGUCUCCUACUACCACGGCAACCAGCGUGGCAAAACCGUAGGCCUCCUAGACAGCCCUCCCUACUAUUUCUGGGAAUCUGGGGCCAUGUUCGACACCUUAAUCCAAUACUGGCACCUAACAGGCGACAACCAAUAUAAUGACAUCGUCAGCCAAGGCCUCCAAGCUCAAAUAGGGCCAAAUGAAAACUACAUGCCUACAAAUCAGUCUGCAAGUAUAGGAAAUGACGACCAGGCUUUUUGGGCUCUUGCGGCGAUGUCAGCUGCUGAAGCAAAGUUGCCAGAGUCGCAGGGAAAUCCGACGUGGAUCUCGCUGGCUGAUGCAGUGUUUAAUGACCAAGUCGCACGGUGGGACAACUCGAGUUGCAAUGGCGGUUUACGAUGGCAGAUAUUCGCAUUGAACACGGGCUACAGUUACAAAAACAGUAUCACCAACGGAAUGUUCUUCCAGCUCGCCACCCGCCUGGCACGCUACACGGGGAACUCGACAUACUCGGACUGGGCCACCAAGACCUUCGACUGGACAACCGCAGCUGGCUUCAUCGAUGCCAAAUGGAACGUAUUCGACGGCGCACAGGCUAGCACCAAUUGCAGCGAAAUGGACCAUGUCCAAUUUUCCUACGUAGCAGGCACGUUCGUCACAGGCGCAGCACAUAUGUAUAACAUAAACCGCUCCAAUAAAUGGAAAUCCGCCCUCGACGGCCUGCUCAGACAAACCCUCUCGGUCUUCUUUCCCGACGGAAUCGCCUACGAAGUUCCGUGUGAAAAGCGAGCCACCUGCACCACAGAUAUGCACGCUAUGAAAGGGCUGCUAGCUCACUGGCUUGUCGACACAAUUCAAAUGGCGCCAUAUACUAGUGAUGCAAUCCUGCCGAAAUUGAAGAGUACAGCCAGUGCUGCGGCGGCGACUUGCAAUGAAGGAGCUUGUGGAUUUGAAUGGAGUACGGGUGACAAGGGAGGGAACAAGACGGAUGUUGGGUAUGAAAUUAGUGCUUUGAGUUAUGUGCAAGGACUGCUGGUUGGGGAGGCUGUAGGUCCUGUGACAGCGAGCAGCGGAGGAACCAAUGCGACAGGUACGAGUACGGGAUCUGGGCCAGGGACGAGUGGGACAACUACGACUUCCGGUACUGGGACACCGUCUGCUACAGCGAAUGCUGGAUCUAUUGUUGGAGCCGCGAUUUAUACGACGGGCCCAGUGGUAGCUCUUCUAGGGUCAGUGGCUUGGUUAAUUUUGUAG
Molecule: messenger RNA, 1356 nt
Organism: Venustampulla echinocandica
Lineage: Eukaryota; Fungi; Ascomycota; Leotiomycetes; Helotiales; Pleuroascaceae
Product: Mannan endo-1,6-alpha-mannosidase
Exons: 2
Coding region: 1-1356 (451 amino acids)
Biological process (GO): carbohydrate catabolic process; fungal-type cell wall biogenesis
Molecular function (GO): mannan endo-1,6-alpha-mannosidase activity
Source: RefSeq, a predicted model, not a curated record